AUGGCGAGAUCCUUGUAUAUUUGUUUAUUCUUCUUAUUCAUUUCUUCGACAUCAAAGCUAACCACAAGCUAUCCUCUCUCCACAAAGUCUCGAUGGAUCGUGGACGAGAAAGGCCAAAGGGUGAAACUAGCUUGCGUGAACUGGCCGGCUCAUCUCCAGCCUACGGUAGCUGAAGGGCUAAGCAAACAACCAUUAGACUCCAUCUCCAAGAAGAUUGUCUCAAUGGGAUUUAACUGCGUUAGGCUCACUUGGCCUCUUGAUUUGAUGACUAACGACACAUUGGCCCUUAAGGUUACUGUUAAACAGUCUUUCGAAAGCUUGAAGUUGUUUGAAGAUGUUCUUGGGAUUCAGACUCACAAUCCCAAAAUCCUUAAUCUCCCCCUUCUCAACGCAUUCCAGGAAGUGGUAUCGAACCUAGGACAAAACGGAGUGAUGGUGAUACUAGAUAACCACUUGACAACCCCAGGCUGGUGCUGUGGCGAGAAUGACCUCGACGCCUUCUUUGGCUACCCUAACUUUGAUCCCAAAGUCUGGGCCAAUGGCUUGAGCAAGAUGGCUACUCUGUUCAAAGGUGCCACUAAUGUCGUUGGUAUGAGCCUUAGGAACGAGCCACGUGGCACUAGAGAUUACCCUGACCUUUGGUUCAGGCAUAUGCCAGAAGGAGCAGAAGCAGUGCACGCCGCAAACCCUAAAUUACUAGUCAUCCUCUCAGGCAUCGACUUCGACACAAACCUAUCUUUCCUCCGUGAUCGUUUCUUCAACGUAAGCUUCACCGACAAACUCGUCUUCGAGCUCCACUGGUACAGCUUCUCCGACGGCGGAGACUCGUGGAAAAAAUACAACUCUAACGAUUUCUGCGCCAAAAUCAUCUCAAAAGUUACACACAACGGAGGAUUCUUAGUUGGGAGAGGCUCUCCUUUGAUCUUGAGUGAGUUUGGGACUGACGAGGGAGGCGGUGACAUCAGCGGAAACCGGUAUAUGAAUUGUUUGGUUGCUUGGGCGGCUCAGAAUGAUUUGGAUUGGGCGGUUUGGGCAUUAACCGGAGAUUAUUACUUGAGAAGCGGUAAAACGGAUAUGGCUGAGACUUAUGGUAUCUUGAAUCCGAAUUGGAAAGACGUGAGAAACGCUACUUACUUGCAGAAACUCUCUGGAAUCCAACAACCCUUUAGAGGACCUGGAUUACAAACCAAGAACGUUCUCUUCCAUCCAUCAUCUGGACUCUGCGUCACCAAUAAUCCCUCAGACAGAUCACCCACACUUCGAUUAGGACCAUGCCCUAAAGCCGACACAAGUGCGUUCAACAUCAACGAAGGCAUUCUUUGGGUCAAUAAAAUGUGCGUGAAAAUUCCAAGCUUUGCUGGACAAAAGGUGGAGCUUGGAGUUGGCACUAACUGUUCUAAGCUGGGACAAAUCGCAGCUACCAAGAUGCAUUGGUCGUUCAAGACAAGUAAUGGUUUGUUGCUAUGUCUUGACGUGGACGAACGUGACAACAGCGUCGUCGUUAACCCUUGCAAGUGUUUGACUAAGGAUGGUUCGUGUGAUCCAGCUAGCCAAUGGUUCAAAGUUCUUUAAAUCUAUAUAUUUUCUAUAUGUUUUAUUCUUGAGAUAAUGUAUUUGUAAUCAUCAAGACUACGAUCGAUCGAGCAUUUUCAUCCUUAUAUUAUAUAGUACUUAU
Molecule: messenger RNA, 1675 nt
Organism: Camelina sativa (false flax)
Lineage: Eukaryota; Viridiplantae; Streptophyta; Magnoliopsida; Brassicales; Brassicaceae
Source: RefSeq, a predicted model, not a curated record